Molecule: messenger RNA, 1593 nt
Organism: Aspergillus neoniger CBS 115656
Lineage: Eukaryota; Fungi; Ascomycota; Eurotiomycetes; Eurotiales; Aspergillaceae
Product: amino acid transporter
Exons: 7
Coding region: 1-1593 (530 amino acids)
Biological process (GO): transmembrane transport
Cellular component (GO): membrane
Molecular function (GO): transmembrane transporter activity
Source: RefSeq, a predicted model, not a curated record
AUGCCGGACAAUGUUGAACUCACAACCACCAAGGGUGGAAAUAAUAUUUCCACUGUAUUCGCUGAUGAAGGGCUUGCCAAAGGCCAUGUCGCUCAAAAGUAUAUCGGCACCAUGGCCGACCAAAGGGAUAUGCAGGCUUUGGGAAAGGAACAAGUUCUCAGGAGAAAUUUCCGGUUCAUUUCAAUCGUUGCCUUUGGAUGUACUCUGAUUGCUUCAUGGGAGGUCAUGUUGACCAUGAUGAGCUCGCCUCUGGUUGAUGGUGGCACUGCUGGCUUCAUCUGGGGAUUUGUCGUGGUUUCGGUUGGUGUGUUGCUUCUGUUCGCCAGUUUGGCGGAGAUGGCUUCCAUGGCACCCACUGCUGGUGGCCAGUAUCACUGGGUAUCAGAGUUUGCACCGAGGAAGUAUCAGAAGUUCUUGAGUUAUAUCACUGGAUGGCUCUGUGCCACGGGCUGGGAAUGCGCAAUUGUGUCAAUUGCUUUCCUAGCAGGUACCAUCAUCCAAGGACUGGUUAUACUUAACUACCCGGAUUAUGUCUCUGAGCGGUGGCACGGUACCCUCAUUACAAUCGCCAUCACCCUUUUCUCUGUCCUCUUUAACACCUUCCUCGCCAAGAAGCUCCCUCUCGUUGAAGCCUUCAUCUUGAUCCUCCACGUUGCCGGAUUCUUCAUUGUGAUUAUACCCCUCUGGGUUCUGGCACCCAUCAAGGACGCAAAGUCUGUUUUCACACAGUUUACAAACGGUGGUGAUUGGAAUAGCAAUGGUACUGCCACGAUGGUUGGUCUAAUCACUGCUAUUACUGCCAUGAUUGGCUACGACUGUACUGUUCAUAUGUCCGAGGAAGUUCGAGACGCUUCCACGACCCUUCCCAAAGCUAUCAUGGCGGCGUGCUCCUUGAACGGGGUCUUGGCCUUUGUCGUUAUGGUCACUUUAUGUUUCACCUUGGGUGAUGUGAAUGAGGUUCUCGACUCCGCUACUGGGUAUCCUUUCAUUCAGGUCUUUUUCAACGCCACCAAGAGCUACGCAGCUACAAACGCAAUGACUGCAAUUGUGACCAUGUCGCUUAUUGCCAGUGUUAUUACUGAGGUCGCUACUGCGUCGCGUCAACUUUGGUCAUUCGCCCGUGAUGGGGGCGUCCCACUGGCUAGCUUUUUCGGUCAUGUCAAUCCCAAUUGGAACAUUCCCCUCAACGCUGUUCUGGUGUCCCUCGUGCUUACGAUGCUGCUAUCACUCAUCAACAUCGGCUCGACUGUCGCCCUGGAUGCCUUGAUCACCCUCACUGUCGGAGCAUUGUUGAAUUCCUACAUCGUCACUGUUUCCUGUGUCGCAUGGAAAAGAAUUCGUGGGGAACCAUUACCCCCACAUCGGUGGUCACUGGGCCGAUGGGGACUUUGGGUAAACCUCGGGGCCCUGGCUUUCCUCAUUCCGGAGUUCGUUUUCGUUAUGUUCCCCCUUUACUCGACUGUGGAUCCCGAGAACAUGAACUGGAGCUCACUCAUGUAUGGUGGCAUGAUGAUUUUUUCCAUCAUCUACUAUGCGUUGUACGGGCGGAAAACUUAUGUGCCGCCCGUGGCCCUGGUCAAGCGCGAAAUCUGA